Molecule: messenger RNA, 1578 nt
Organism: Diversispora eburnea
Lineage: Eukaryota; Fungi; Glomeromycota; Glomeromycetes; Diversisporales; Diversisporaceae
Source: the annotation of a GenBank genome assembly
AUGGCAUCAUUUUCAACGGAAAUAUUAAAAUUAAUUCUUGAGUUUUUUCUGGAUGAUAUAAAAUCUCUUCUAUCUUGUUUGGUGAUAAAUAAACAAUUUGCUCAAGUUACUACAUCGAUUAUAUGGGAAAAUCCAUGGAAAUAUGUUGAAAAAAGGGACGAAAUUAAAUUACUUAACAUCAUAAUUUCUUUUUUACCAGAUAAGUCUAGAAAAAUUUUAAAAGAACAUGGAAUAUUUAUUCCUCUACCCUCAAAACCUCCAUUAUUUGAUUAUGUUAGUUUAUGUAGAAAUCUUGUAUAUUCUCAGAUAAACCUCAUGACAGAAUUAAUUACAUGUUUACCAGAAUAUAAUGUAUCUAAAGUAUCCGCCAUUCAAAUUUCCGACAAUAGAAAUGAUUCAACGAAUUUGUUAGGUCAAAGUGAAACUUAUAAUUUUUAUUUGAUAAAACAAGAGAUAUACAAGAUGUAUGUCGGUCGUUGUCAAUCAUUAGAACGUCUCGAAUUUCAUGAUAUUGAUAUUCCUUUACCUUUUUUUAAAGGCGCAGAAAGAAUUUUCUUAAAUCUAUGUGAAUUACAUUGUGAUACCUCAUUACUUUCUGGAACUUAUUAUCGAAUGGCACAAAUUUGUCAGAAUCUUGAAAGAUUAAUUAUUGAGGAUUGUUGUUAUGAUAACGAUGGUUUAACAACUUUGAUAGAGGCUCAAACCAAAUUGAAAUAUUUAAAGAUUAUCACUAAAGGAAGUGAAGAACAUGGGAAUAGUAGAUAUAACAGAUAUUCAAAGAUUUCUAGUGCUAUGUCAUCACAAGCUCAUUCAUUAUUAUAUUUUGAAAUCGGAGGAAGUUUUGUUAAAGGAAUUUCACCUGUUACCAUAGCAACCUUUGAAAAUUUACAAAAUUUGAAUAUCGGAUUUCAAGGAAAAUAUGAAGAUAUUUUAAAAUAUUCAAGUUUUCCUCAACUUCGAGUAUUAGAAUGUCAUCACGUAUCAAAUCCUUUGGAUAUUUUAAUAAAUUUUAUUGAAAGAACUAAUGGAUUAAUAGAAAAAAUAUCAUUUGAGAUUAACAAUGUUACAGAUUUUCACUUAAUACGACAAUAUAAUCAAUCAAUAGCAAGAUAUUGUCCAAAUAUAAAAUUUCUUACAACAUGGUUUACAAUUGGAGACGCAGCAGAUUUCAAAUAUAUGUUAAUUUCAUGUCCCAAAUUAGAACAUCUAACUAUUGGUAGUUAUGAGAAUGAAGGUGAAUAUUAUAUUGCAAAAAUAGAAGAAUUAGUUAAUGUGAUUAACGAAGUUGAAUCAGAAAUGAAACCGAGAUUAUUGAAAUUGUGGAGAAUAGAAUUUAGAUUCGCAUGGGAAAUACGUAAUAUGUUACCAUUAUCAAAUUAUUUGAGAAAACGAAGGGAAAAAAUUUUACGAUCUAAUUCGAAAAAACCUUUGAAAAUGAUGGAAUUAUAUUUUAGUACAUCUUUUAUGUAUACAUUAAAAGAAGAUGAAAAGAUUGAAUUAAUAGAAAGACUGGAACAUUAUAAGUUAGAAGAAUUAAUUAAAAAUUUCGGUUUUAGUGAAUAUGAAAAACUUUGUUGA